Molecule: messenger RNA, 1493 nt
Organism: Hibiscus syriacus
Lineage: Eukaryota; Viridiplantae; Streptophyta; Magnoliopsida; Malvales; Malvaceae
Product: UPF0183 protein At3g51130
Exons: 14
Coding region: 80-1282 (400 amino acids)
Source: RefSeq, a predicted model, not a curated record
CCCAAUCAGCAACGAAAGAAACCCAUCCAAUUUCUCUCUAGAAAGAAAAAAAAAAAGAAAAGGAAAAUCCAGAAAAGAAAUGUUACAGAGACCUGGACGUCGCUGUGAAGGCGCCGCUAUGGGCGCCAUCGUUCUCGAUCUCCGCCCCGGUCUAGGCGUUGGACCUUUCACUCUCGGAAUGCCAAUAUGUGAAGCAUUUGCUUCAAUAGAACAACAGCCUAAAAUUUACGAUGUUGUUCAUGUGAAGUAUUAUGAUGAGGAGCCUCUAAAGCUUGAUAUGGUUAUUAGUUUUCCAGAUCAUGGCUUCCAUCUCCGUUUUGAUCCUUGGUCUCAGAGGUUACGCCUUAUCGAAAUUUUUGAUAUCAAACGGCUGCAAAUGCGCUAUGCCACUUCUUUGAUAGGGGGACCUUCUACUCUUGCUACCUUUGUAGCCGUCUAUGCACUUUUUGGUCCAACCUAUCCCGGAACUUAUGACAAGGAUAGAGGUGUUUAUACCCUCUUCUACCCAGGUCUUUCAUUUGCUUUUCCUAUUCCAAGUCAGUAUUCAGAUUGCUGUCAUGAUGGAGAAGCGGAGUUGCCUUUGGAAUUUCCUGAUGGAACCACCCCGGUUACCUGCCGUGUAUCCAUCUAUGAUAGUUCUGCAGGCAAAAAAGUUGGUGUUGGAUCCUUAAUGGAUAAGGCAUCUGCUCCUCCAUUACCUACUGGCAGCCUUUACAUGGAAGAGGUGCAUGCCAAGCUUGGGGAAGAAUUAUUUUUCACUGUUGGAGGCCAGCAUAUUCCCUUUGGUGCAUCACCACAGGAUGUCUGGUCUGAAUUAGGGCGCCCUUGUGGAAUCCAUCAAAAGCAGGUUGACCAAAUGGUUAUUCACUCUGCUUCGGAUCCUCGUCCUCGGACAACUCUUUGUGCUGAUUAUUUCUACAAUUAUUUUACUCGUGGCUUGGACAUCUUAUUUGAUGGCCAGACUCAUAAAGUCAAGAAGUUUGUUUUACACACGAACUAUCCUGGUCAUGCAGAUUUCAAUUCAUACAUAAAGUGCAAUUUUGUCAUCCUAGUUGGGGGGUCCUUCCUGGAUGUAAACAACUACAAAAACCGAAUUACUCCAAGCACCAAAUGGGAGCAGGUCAAGGAAAUUCUUGGCGAUUGUGGCCGUGCGGCUAUUCAAACACAAGGUUCUACCAGCAAUCCUUUUGGCUCUACUUUUGUGUAUGGCUACCAGAAUGCUGCAUUUGAGCAGGUUAUGAAGAAUGGCUAUAUUGCAACGGUGACACUUUUCCAGUCUUGACAAGCCAUCUCUUGUCCGAUAGGUUGUUCCUCUGCAUCCGAAAAUGGGUUGUGAAUGCUCAAGUAAAAAUUUAUAAACAAUAUGGGGAAGCAACAAAACUGUACAGUAAUGUAUUGACUUGUAUAGUUGAUUCGUGCUAGAGCAUACAUUGACCAUGUAUCGUCUGUAAUUAUUCUUCCCGUAAGGAUACUACAUUGUUUCUCAUCUUUGC